Molecule: messenger RNA, 1272 nt
Organism: Rubroshorea leprosula
Lineage: Eukaryota; Viridiplantae; Streptophyta; Magnoliopsida; Malvales; Dipterocarpaceae
Source: the annotation of a GenBank genome assembly
GUACUAGCAUUGUGAAUGAGCCAGUUCAUAAGCCAUUCUCAAGACAUCAUCCUUCCUUAUCUCUGAGAACGUAUCCAAACAAGUUUCAUCUCCCAGACCAAGAAAUAGCACUCUGUGCUUUGCCUACCAAAAAAUGUCAGUCAUGAGUUAUGAGGUUGACAAAGGUGAAGAUGGAGAGGAAGACGAUACUGAUAGCGAAUCCGAUAAGGUUUUGAUGUCAGAUCAGUGAUCUACCAAAAAUGCAACUUGGCUAUCAUUUCCUGAUGACCUUGCAAGCCAUGGACCUGGCCAAUCCAUUACCAGAUUUCCUUCUUAUGGGGCUGAUCAUGUUUUUUAAAUUCGUGAUCAAUUAAUAAGCCACAUUUAGACAUGGAAUUCUGGGUAGCAACUUGCAAGAGGGUGGAUAGUAGAGGAGAGGGCCCUGACUUUGGAGGAUAUGAGGAUGACGAAGACCAUGGAGAAUGGUUCCUCUACACAAGAAGUGGGGGCUGAAAUUUGGAAGGGAACAAAAGGACUAGCAAGAAGCAGUCCUUUCAUCAGAAGUUUCUGUGUAUGGACGAGGCUCUCCUUGUUAGUUUCAUCGAAGGCUAUCCCAUUCGAGUUGUCAGGAAAAAGGCAAUCAUAAGUGAUGAAGUAUGUGAAGGUGAAGACUUGAAGAUGAUGAUGAUGGUGUGAAUCUGAUAAACUUUUAAACCCAGAUAAAUUAGUUACUCGUGUAGCCUCAACCUCUAGGAAUCAGGUUUUUGCCCUGGAGUGUCAUUUGAUACCACCCAAAGCCUGCUUCCAAACCAAUGAAGCAUCACAACCAAGUCUGCCAAGUGAAAUGGUUUUGGUUCUCUUCUCGCCCUCCAUGACUAUCCUGGUUGCACCAUCAAAUUCAAGAUAUAUCUUUUGCAACCACAGGUAAAUGUUGAUCAUAUUUCCUGCAUCCUGAUUUGUAUCAGACCCACUCUGCAGUCUCCGGACAUUUUUGUUCCGUGUUCUGAGUAGAUGGCCAGUGUUUACCCGGGGUUUCAGAACGACUAUCUCAAUUGUGAUGGUGCUGUGGGAGUGACAGGGAAGAAGGCAAAGAACCAUCAAAGAGGCUUUGUUUGACGUGUUGGGUUUGGGUAGAUAUGCUUCUCUGGAUUGCAAACCCACCCCUUUAUGAUGUAUCAUUGAACUUAAGAGGGUGCGAUAAGCUAGCGUAAACCAUGGAAUGAGUUAAGAGUGUCAACUAUGUACUUUGAUAGCAUUUUUAUUUUCUAGAAUUUAUAAAAUUAUAGUAUUUGA